Molecule: messenger RNA, 5230 nt
Organism: Vespa mandarinia (Asian giant hornet)
Lineage: Eukaryota; Metazoa; Arthropoda; Insecta; Hymenoptera; Vespidae
Product: F-box/LRR-repeat protein fbxl-1
Biological process (GO): SCF-dependent proteasomal ubiquitin-dependent protein catabolic process
Cellular component (GO): cytoplasm; SCF ubiquitin ligase complex
Molecular function (GO): protein binding
Source: RefSeq, a predicted model, not a curated record
UAGACUCAGCCAUUUCUCUCGCGAAGCGUAGCAACGCGUUCGAGUUGGCGACGUGUGUUUUUUCAACGAUAGAACGUGCGGGUAUUCCCGGAAGUUUUGCAAAAUAACGCGACGCAAAAGGAUGAUACACUCCGGGCGGACCAGGCUCGAGAAACGUAGUCGAGCAAAACAUCCUAGUUAUCGUCGAGUCGUCGUCAUCGUCGUCGUCGUCGUCGUCGUCGUCGUCGUCGUCGUCGUUAUCACUUGAAAUGAAUCGCAAGAAAAAGUAAUAUAGUUGUGAAGACACAGCCAUUUUGAACUGUCAUCAGGGGAGUACAUAUCAAUGGGAAGAAAAUUGUGGAUGGGCUCAUACACGUGAAGAGAAUAUCAGAAAGCAUGACAUCACCGACGAUACAUUGGAAUGUGUUUUAGAAAAAAGUAAUUCGAGUGGGAGUGGGAGUAGGAGGAGGGGGUCAGGUUGGCCAAGGUGUUCAACCGGUCGACGAGUCUGGAACCGGAAGUCAAUGGUGGAGACAGCAGCAUCCAUCCUAUCAUUAUCACCAUUAUCAUCAUCAGGGUGGUUAUUGCACAUCGCAUGCUCACAACAACCCUGUCACUACCAUGAAGCAAUCCUACGUGCAGCUAACGUGGGUAUUUCAUGACGACGAGGCGCAGAUUAACAAGAAACUGCCAAAGGAAUUGUUAUUAAGGAUUCUCUCGUAUCUCGAUGUGAUAUCCUUAUGUCGAUGUGCCCAAGUAAGUAAGGCAUGGAACAUAUUAGCCCUCGAUGGUUCCAACUGGCAAAGGAUCGACCUUUUCGAUUUUCAACGAGACGUAAAGGAAGAAGUAAUAAAGAACAUCUCUGUACGUUGUGGUGGAUUCCUUAGACAAUUGUCUCUGAGAGGAUGCCAAAGUAUUGAGGACAUAUCCAUGCAAGAAUUAGCUAGUUCUUGUUGCAACAUCGAGGAACUUAAUCUGAGUCAGUGUAAGAAAAUCUCGGAUGCAACUUGUGCGGCCCUUAGUAGAUAUUGUCAAAAGCUUCAGCGAUUAAAUUUGGAUUCCUGCCCCGAAAUAACAGAUCUUUCAUUGAAAGAUCUUUCUGAUGGUUGUUCAUCGUUAACUCACAUCAAUCUAUCGUGGUGCGAGUUACUUACCGACAAUGGAGUCGAAGCUUUAGCAAGGGGCUGUAGAUUUUUGCGUAGCUUUCAAAGCAAGGGCUGUCGUCAAUUGACAGACAAAGGUGUCAAAUGUUUGGCACAGUAUUGCCAAAAUCUUGAAGCCAUCAAUCUACAUGAAUGCAGGAAUAUAACCGACGACGCGAUGAGAGAACUAGGUGAACAGUGUUCAAGACUGCAUUACGUUUGUAUAUCGAAUUGUCCUAAUUUAACGGAUGCAUCUCUCGUCACUUUGGCUCAACACUGUCCGCUUCUUAGUAUUCUCGAGUGCGUUGCCUGCACGCGUUUCACGGAUGCAGGCUUUCAAGCUCUCGCGAGAAAUUGCAGACUAUUGGAAAAGAUGGACCUCGAAGAGUGCCUUUUAAUAACAGAUGCCACCCUUAUACACCUGGCCAUGGGCUGUCCGAGAUUGGAGAAGCUGAGUCUGUCCCAUUGCGAGCUGAUUACCGACGAAGGGAUUCGGCAGCUUGCUCUUUCACCUUGUGCCGCUGAACAUCUAGCGGUAUUAGAGCUGGAUAAUUGCCCUCUCAUCACGGACGCCAGUCUCGAUCAUCUUUUACAGGCCUGCCACAAUCUCGAACGAAUCGAGCUUUACGACUGUCAACUGAUCACUAGAGCUGGCAUACGUAGGCUCAGAACACAUUUGCCGAAUAUCAAAGUCCACGCAUAUUUUGCACCGGUCACACCACCUCCUAAUACGGGAACACCUCGACAACGAUAUUGUCGAUGCUGUGUCAUUCUGUGAUUUAACAUAGAAAUGACACUGAAGUAAAUCGUCCGAUCUACUCCACGAAGGGACGUGGACUUUUUGUCGGUGGUCGCUGUUACGUUUAACGGCGAUUAUGGGACCUUUUUUGUGGUUACCAGAACAGAAAUCCUGGUUGCCUACCGUCGACAGUGAGUGUGAGGCUCACUGUCAAUUUGUAAAUGACAAUUUCAAACGUUGAAACAAAUUCGAGCUCCACACGCAACGAGAGUACAGUACGUUACCAUCGUCGUCACUGCUGCAAACUGCGACUACUACUAUUACUAUUAACCGCUACUACUGCUGUUACUCCUAAUCGCUCUUAUCACUAUUAUUUCGCGUUAUUAUACUCUUGUUUUCUCGAUAGUAUCAUGCAUCCCUUCUUAUUAUCGCAUUGUCACAUUGCAGAGACAGUCCGAGAAGGAAAGAAAUCUUUAGGUUUUAUUAAUAACGAAUCUUAUCUAUGACAAUCUUCGUUCAUGCGUUUGCCUUUUUUUAUCCAAAUCUUUUACGUCAUGAAAACGAUUUUUUUUCUUUUUUUUCUUUCUCUUUUCCUUUCUUUUUUUAACUUCGAACAUUAUAAAGCGAAAUGAACGCCGAACGAAAUGUAGAAUCAUUUAAAAUAACAUACUUUCAACUUAACCCAUUCGAUUAUGGAAACGUACGUCCUGUAGCAGUUUCUUGACGAACACUGCCUGUAAUGCUAAUGAUAUUUAAAAGGAAAAAAAAAAAAAAAAAAAAAAAAAAAAAAAAAAAAAAAAAAAAAAAACCAAAAAAAACCAAAAAAAAAUAAGCAAAACAAAAAAUAUAAAAUAGAAACUCGACUUUAUAAAGUUGUAGAAUUUAGUUCUCUAACGUAGGAUGAGAAAAACCGUCGUGUCUUUGAUGGAAUACGUUUCACCGAUCCAUCCAUGAAACUAUGACGGUACCUACGGGUUUCUUUCCUUUCAAGAGGACACAUGUCGCGAACUCGACUCUGCGCACAACGUUUUUCAAAAACUCGUUUAAGCGCAAUCGUUUACUUGAUCGAGGAAUACCGGAGUAUCGUCUUUCAAACUUGUACAACUACCAGCGUUAACGGUAGCAAACGUUAAGAUGCAUUUUAUAUUGAUUUACGAGCAAACGAUAUAUAUACAUAUAUAUAUAUAUAUAUAUAUAUAUAUAUAUACACACGUACACACACAAACAUACAUAUACAUAUAUAUAUAUAUAUAUUCCGCUCGCGAGUCGUAAUUUUGAGUCCCAAGCGUACUACUAUUUCUCCUCGACGGUCCAGGCAUCUUCGUUGUCUUUUUUUAUCUAGUUUUUUAAUUAUCUUUUUUUGUUUUCUUUUUUCUCUUUUUUUUUCUUUUUUUUUUUUUCUUUUUUUCCCCUUUUCUCUUUAAUCUUAUUCAAAUAACUCGUCAUGGACUAGGAGAGCACAGACUGAAAAAAAAAAAAUCAAAGCGUUUAACGCGUCAAACGUAUUAACUUUUGUGUCCAGUGAUCGAUGCUGGAUCUUUUGACUUUUUAAGCUUAGGUUACGGAACGAUGACAGUACGAUUAUAAUAUGUACGAUACGGAUAUGUAUCGAAAUCGGUGGCUUUUGUUUGUAUAGACGACUCGAAGUGUCGCCGAUGAUCUAUAGAGACAAAAUUUUGCUUUCCUUGAUACUCCGAUGCAAUACCAUUUACGCGAAAUAAUAAUAAUCACUUCGCAUGUUCGAUAUGGUGAAUUUAAAAAAAAAAACAAUUAUAUAUACCAAUGUAUACUAUUAAAAUUUAAUUUCAUUUAAAUGUCGUAAAACGUUAUUAGAUUCGAAUAUUCCGCUCUUAUAAAAGUUCUCAUGACGGAACACAUUGAGCACGAUUCAUUUGAUCGCAGGGUAAAUUUAAACAUGUUCGAGAAAUUUGUUCUCGCAAAGAAAUAUUUUCGCGCGUUCGAUAGCGGCACUCGACGAAAAAUUUUAAUAAAAUACUAUCAAGUGGGCCCGACCACGCGUGCAAUAUUAUUAUUAUUAUUAUUAUUAUUAUUAUUAUUAUUAUUAUUAUUAUUAUUAUUAUUAUUAUUAUUAUUUUUAUUGUUGUUGUUGUUGUUGUUAUUAUUAUUAUUACUAUGAUUAUUAUUAUUAUUAUUAUUAUUAUUAUGAUUAUGAUUAUGAUUAUGAUUAUGAUUAUGAUUAUUAUUGUUACCAUACGCACCACUUGAUGAAUCGGUUUCUUUUAUUUUUCUUUUUGUUUUUUUCUUUUCUUUUCUUCUUUUACAACCUUUCUCUUAAUUUUAGAACAAAAAGAAAUAAUAGAGAAAAAUCGCGUUGUGUCGUUCGUGCGUACUCGACCAUGUAAAAUGCCACCUUGUGUGUCGUUGCGUCAAAGUUGCAAUUAUUAAUCCUCCGAUUAGGAUGUAAGAGCGUCGUACCGCAUAUAUUUAAUAUAGCGUGUAAAAGAAUUACGAAUGAAAACAGCUAGGAUUAACACAAAAAGAGGAAAUAAAAAACAGUAAAUGAAGGAUAAAUAUACAUACAUACAUACAUACAUACAUAUACAUAUAUAUAUAUAUAUAUAUAUGUAUGUAUGUAUGUAUAUGUAUGAUGUGUGUAUGUAUACAAGAUAUGUUUUAUACGCUGCAUGUCAUCUUUAGGAAAAUAAUGUGAUCAUCGUAAUGUCUCGUUCUAAGGGUUGAGUUUAUAAUUAAGCGAAUAUUUCAUUGCCGAUCUAAGGCAAUAAUGUUUGUACAUUCACGUACUACCGACAAACCUCAAAGGUUUCUCAUUUCUCGCUCAAAUGUCUUUCGUAUUAUAAUAUAUUUUGUAGAAUUAUAUGAUAUCGAAAAGAAGCUCUGAAAAAGCUCUCAAAUGAUCUAGAACGAAGUACAAAUAUAUUAUCUACGUAUGAAUCCAAUUAAUUAACAUUGAAUGAUACGUCGAGAUGAGAAAAUAAUUAUUGUUUCAAUUAACAGAGAAGACAUUGUACUAUAUAUUUAUCAAUAUGCAAGAGAAUAAAAACCUGCAGAAGUGUGUCGGUACUUUAAAUCGGUCGUGUGUGUAACUGGAAUCGAUAUUCGGGAUAAUUCGCGAAACCGCCUGAAAUUUGAUGAAACAAAAAAAAAAAAAAGAAAUCAUAGACGGUCGUCUUGAACCAUUUUAUCCUAAUAAUCGCAAACAUCACACCGUUCAAUCAUGUUGUAACGAUAUUAAUGAAACGAAAAGAAGAAGCAUCAUGAAUAUAAUAGAAGUCGAGUGAUCGAGCAAGUGUUUGGCUGUGCAGUAGUAUAGGAAGAAAAAGAAAAAAAAAUGAAUAUGAAAAAGCGAGUAAUAGAAACAGUGAGUGAGAUAUAGAAAUAUGCAAAAAAA